This is a messenger RNA of Paramecium tetraurelia, 1545 nucleotides long. RefSeq lists its product as uncharacterized. Lineage: Eukaryota; Ciliophora; Oligohymenophorea; Peniculida; Parameciidae. Gene Ontology annotation, molecular function: ATP binding; calcium/calmodulin-dependent protein kinase activity; calcium-dependent protein serine/threonine kinase activity. The record is from RefSeq and is a predicted model, not a curated record. Gene Ontology annotation, biological process: intracellular signal transduction; peptidyl-serine phosphorylation; protein autophosphorylation. Gene Ontology annotation, cellular component: cytoplasm; nucleus. The transcript has 2 exons.
AUGGGGUGUACAGCAUCUAAAUAAUCCAAAAAUGCGUCUAAGGAUAAUCCUCCUAGUAUUCUAGAUGGUUUAAAUGAUCUGCCAAAACAGAAACUCUUGACUUUGGAGACUAAACCAGAUGAAAGGAAAAGCAAAUAACCAAAAUCUUUGGAUAAAAGCAAAAUAGCUGAAUUAUUUUAAGCUGAACAUCAAUAGAUUUACAGGAACAAGAAGUUCCAACAUGAUUAUUUCAUUACUGAAGAAAAAGUCUCAUUAAAUGGGUUUGAAGGAAAGAUUUUUGUUGUUGAAAAUAAAGUGACAGGACUCAAGAGGAUAGCUAAGAUUACUAGAAAUACAUUGGCUAGUCAAUAGAUCACUAAAUACGUAGAUUACUUGUAAUAGCUUAAAAAACUAGAUCAUCCUAAUAUUAUAAAAUUAUUUGAUUUUUAUAAUGAUGACAAACACAUAUACUUAGUAGAGGAAUACUAUGAUGGAGGAGAUUUAUAUGAAAGAUUAAGGACCGAGAUGCAGAGUUCAGAGAAAAUUCAUGUAGCAUUUGUAUUUUAAUAAAUUUUGUCAGCAAUUUAUUACUUGCAUUCUUAGGAAUUUAUACAUAAAAACAUUACUACAAGUGGAGUGGUAGUAGCCUAAAAAUCUAAUUUAUUAAUUAAGAUAACAGGAAUUGAUGAUUUAUUUAAUAUUUUCUAGGAUUCUAAUCCUGACAUCAGUUAUAGAGCUCCUGAAUCUUUUGCUGAUAAAUAUUAAUGGAAUACAGCAGCUGAUAUCUGGUCGGCUGGAAUUAUUUUAUUUGAAUUAAUGUACGGACAACAUCCCUUCAAGGAUUAAAGUAGAUAAAUAACAAUAUAAAAUAUUAAGAGAAAUAAUAUCAAAGAAGAUAUUAAUCUGAAUUCAAUAAAUGAUGAUGCAUAUAAGUUAAUUAGUGAAAUGAUUAAUCCAGAUCCUAAAAUGAGACCUAGUGCUAAGGAGUGUUUAAAAUUUAAGUAUUUCAAGUCUAUUAGAAGAUCAUCUAUGAAAAUAACUAGUGCCUUAUUAAGAGUUAAAGAAUUUCAAAGAAAAAAUGAAUUAAAACUAAUAUUGUUGAGUUUAAUGACGGAGUAUUUAUUGCCCAAAGAAGAACGUGAUAAAGUUGCUUAAGCUUUUUAUAAAAUAGAUCUUAAUAACGAUGGCAAAAUAUCGAAAAACGAAUUGUAUCAAUAAUACUUACAAAGAUCAGGUAAUGAGGAGUAAGCAAGGCAAGAAGUCGAAAAAAUAUUUUCAGAAUUGGAUAUCAAUGGAAAUUAGUUUCUAGAAUUCAAUGAAUUUUUAAUCGCAUCUUCCAAUAAAGCAGUUCUUUUCAAUGAAGAAAAUCUUAAGAAUUUCUUUAAUAAAUUGGAUAGAGAUCAUAGUAAACAAAUAUCUGCAAAUGAACUCAAAGUCUUUUUCUAUAACACUAAUUUAUCUUAAUCAGAUUGGCAAUAAGUAAUCUAAUUAGGCUAAAAUAAGGAACAAAUGAAUAAUAAAAUUUCUUAUUAGGAGUUUGUUUCUUUGUUGACUGAAAAUGAAUGA